AUGACGACUGUUUCUCCCUCAUAUUCAACGAAUCCCCUCAAAUUCAAAGUCGAUUCGAUUGUCACGAAGAAACUCAACUUGGAUAAAGUUUUUUGGACUAUUCUUCAGGAAAAAUGUUUUUUUGAGGAAUUUCUACGAGUUAUCGGAUUAAUUUCACCACUUAUGGAAGAUGUGGAGAUGGACAAGUUCGCCGAAAGAAAGCUGAGCAGGAUUCUCGAAAAGAAGCAAGUCGACCUCAGGAAUGAGUACUUGGCGGAGCUGGACAAGGUUAUUUUCUGAUGAUUUCUUGAGGUUAAUAAGUUCUAGAUGAAUAAAACUGUUCAAGGAGUAAAUUUCACGGUCCAAAAAAUGAACGGGAAGUUCUGCGAUUUGACAUAUCGGGUCGAAAAAAUCAAGAGAACGAAUACACAUCUUUUGCAUGAAACUCGACGGCUGCAAGAUUUGAAGUUGGUUUUUGAAGUUUUAUAAGUUUUCUUGUAGUAUUGAAUGACAUAAAAGCAGGUUUUUUGAAUAUUCAUAGGCAAAGUCGUGAAGGGUGGAAAGGGCUCCAUAAAAAUGUUUCAUUUAGGGUGACAAAGGCUCAUUUUUUUUCUGCCUUUUUUUGCCAUUUCAUCGGCCCUUAUGCACCAUUUUUGCUGCCUCUCCCUUUUUUCACCAUUUCUUGAACAUUCGAAAUCCGAGAAAAAAUGGAAGGUUCGAUAAAGGGACUCGUUUUGCUACCUUUUUGCGGCUUUUCUGCGGCCUUUUUGCUGCCUUUUUUCUGCCUUUUUACGGCUUUUUUGCUGCCUUUUCGCUGCCGUUUUUGAGCCUCUCCCUUCUAGCUGACAUUAUCCACCAUUCCGACCUUGCCCGAGUUUCACAGCCAAAAUCGAAAGUGUAGAAAACGGAUGAAAAAAGGGAGUGGCUGCAAAAUGGCUGCUAAAUGGGUUCCGUUUUGCAGCCUUUAUUGAGCCUUUCAUUCUUGGUGUGCUAUAAAGCCUCAAAAAAGGCCGCAAAAAGGAAGAAGAAAGAGUGAGGGUGCUAAAAGUGUCGGCUAUUGAUAAUUUCCGAUUUUAUUACUGUAGCACAUUUUGGUGCAUACACAGUAAUUGGUAAAGAUUAUUCAAAAUUUAAAAAAAAAAACUGUCUGUUUUUCAAAAGGGUCCAAAAAGGGUGGAAAAAGGUCGAGGAAAGGACGGAAAAAUGGAGUAAAAAGGAAACCUUUGUCACCCGUUUAGGAACGAUUUAUGGAAAUCUUUGUAUCCAUAGUGGACCCUCAAUGGGCCUGUAAUGGGUCCUUCCGAAUUUGAUAGAAGAAAUUCUUUUUAGAAAAUAAAAAAUGGUCAAAAAUUGUCUUUUUAACUCUUUUUGAAGAAUACAACCAUCUAUUUCUAUUUUUUCUCUGUACAGAAAGCAAUUUUUCGCCAAGUACACAGGAUAUCUCAGGCUGACCCCAAAAUGACUUUCCGUGGAGGUUUUUGAAGGAAUUUUCCAAAAGCUACUUUUAAGGAUUUUGUUUUCGAAUUUCUAAAAGUCUCCAAAUAUGAUCAAAAGUUUUCAUUAAGAAAGACGUUGGAAUACCGGAAAACUGCAAUUGAAACAUUUUUGAACAACUAUUCCCUGACGAGUGCGGAAGAAGAAGCAUUGAAAUGUGAAACGAGAGGUUUCAUCCCGAUUUUUUGUUCUUUAUCUGAGAAAUUUUACAGAUUUUAGACUCACAGCCGACUUUUUCGCGGCACUCCAACGUGUCAAGGAUAUUCAUGAGUCGACGAAAGAUUUUUUGAGAGAAGGAAAAGGAGGAAAUCACGUUGCAGCGUACUUAUAACAUUAAAAAAAAGAGAAUUUUAUAUUAUUCAAGGGUCGAAGUGAUGGACUCAAUGCAGAGGAAAAUCAAGGAGGCCUUUUCGACAAUGUUGGAAAAGUUGGCACGCGAGUUUUAAGGCUUUUUCUGUUACAAAAUGUUAUUUAACUGUUUUUGAAAAUAUUAAAGAUACUUGUUAUUUUCUACGCAUUUUUCCCGUAAAGUUUAGUGUAUCGUGUGCAUGCACUGCGGCGCUCUCGCACAUGCGAAUUUCCGCGAAAUUCAAAAUCAUGUCUUAAUUUCCGAAGUUCAGUUAUAUUUUCCAUUUUUCGGUGGCUAUUUUGAAUAUCGCGGAAUCACUGUGAACACGGCAACAGAAAAGUUGCGAUUUUUUAAAAUGAGAAAUGGAUUCGUCUCAUGACCCAUUGAACAUGCGCCUUUAAUAUUCCCUGUUGUUUACGCUUUUUUCCCAUGACGUCACAUGGGAACGGCAGAGGUUCUGACCACGCCCCAUUUAUGGUUUCGCAUUUUUUUCCACUAAUAAAAAUGCCGGGAAAUAGCUUCUCACAAAACUUUUCGAUUAUGUCCUUCCCAAAAUGAUACGAAACUUUCGAAUUUCAAAUUUACUACCACUGACUUGUCUUUCCAGGCGAGUUUCGGCUCCUGAAUUCGGAUUAUUUCAAUUCGAAAAACGUCAUCGGCCAAUCGUUUCAAUGCUUGCAAGAUCAUCCGAUCAUGUUCCAAAUUUCAUUGGGUGGGUCUAAAAAUUGAUAUUUUCCAGGGAACUAUGUAGAAAAAAAAGUUGAAUCGGAAGUUACUGAUUUGCCAUUAGACUUGUCGAAACUUAAGGAUGGGUCUCAAAGAACUGCGUGCCUGAAAUUUGAAAUUAAACAGAGGCAAAGCUACCGCUUUUUUUCGCUUUCGCUUCGAGACCCUUCAUGAAUUGCGAAAGAAGCUUAAAAAAAAGAUUACUUACCGAAAUUUGCGAAAAAAGAAGGUUAAAAAAAAUGGGCUAACGAGCUGGUGCACCACAUACAACCUGUUCUAGUCGAUUUAAACUUUGCUUGAGCAUUCGCGCUCCAUCGCACUUUUUUUUAUCUGCAUCAUAACUAGGACCAGGAUUGUGCGAGGGCCGGCCCGUCACCCUCGCGGCUCCCCGACCAUUUCGUGAGCCCGGCCCGGCCCGGCCUUAGCGGAACCUCAAGAAAAAAUGGCCCGCCCGGCCCAAAACGCGCAAUUUUUUUCUAGUUGGAGAUCAAGUUUGUUUACGACAAAAUUUAAGUUUUUGCUCAUUUUUUCACUAGAAGUUUAACAAAAACCAUGAUUUCAAAAGUAAAAGUUACCUUUCGGUGAAAAUUUUUUUAAUGAACUUUAAAUUUUUUUGGAGCCCGGCCCGAGCCCACGCGGGCUCUUUCCUGAAAAUAAGGCCCGGAGCCCGGGCCGGGCCGCCCGGCCUGACGCACAAGCCUGACUAGGACCUACUCUGACAUGGGGCGCAUGAAAACCCCGCCACAACUCUUUCUCUGACAUUCACUAUUUCGUCGUUAUCCAGCUGCGAUAAAACGACGAAAUAGCAUAGGUCAGAGAAAGAGUUGUGGCGGGGUUUUUAUGCGCCCCAUGUCAGAGUAGGUAACGUGAAACGGACACGUUCCGGACUUUUCUGAGCAUUAUAUGUAAUCGCUCAAGAGUGCUGAAGCCACUGAAGGGAUCACUAAAAAUAAUUUGGACAGGUUCCUGAGUAAGAGGCUUUUUAAUUCAGAAGAAUAUGCUGCGAUAAGGGGCCAGAAUGCUCUCCGACAGUAUAUCGAAGCCUUAACAAAAACGAACAAUGGGAAAGGGAUACCGAUUGAAAUGAUGAGUCAUGACAGGAUGAGGUAUCAAAAUAUCAAAAAGAUCUGGACUUUCUAAGAUAUGUCGGCGACAUGUUGGCAUUCAUGCUUGGGGUUACUGGCACUGAAAGAGAUUUACUGGAAAAUCUCCUUUCCCAAUGCGAUUCUGAAGGUUUUCAAUGGUGCCAAUAGAUUUUUUUGAAGUUGAAGCUUCAGUUUUUGCUGCCAAUUCGGCCCCGGUGCUGAACAACGUCACCAGGGCGUUCUGUGGUCCUUUCAAAGUGAAUAUUGGAAUUAUCAGGGUUACUUGAAGUUUUGACAGGUUCGAGUUGAACAAGCGUUGGGAACCGAUUCGGACAGUAUUUUGAUGUUCCGUCUGGCGAACCUUUUUUCGUUCUACUCGGAGAAGUUUUGGUGGGUUUCGAGGGGGAAAAGGCCGUUAAAAAUGAAAAGAAAACUGUUACAGAAUUGAGGAAAAAGGUGCUCCAUUUUCCAUGUUUUUUUAAAUCAAGGGGGGGUGGUAAUUUGCUUAGUAACUUGAAAAAUAAAAAAAUGAAAAAGUUGAAAAAUGCUUCAUAAUUUAGUCAUACGUUCAAUGAAACCAUUGACUUUCCUAUUUUUUUAACAAGGAAUGCCAAAAAAAGUGGCUUCAUUUGGUUCAUAAACUUGAGAUACAGCUUUUUCUCGCAUUUUUUUGAAAAAUCAUUUUAUCAAAAAUCAUCAUUUUAUGAAAAAUCAUUUAUCGUUCAUAAGUAAAACAAAAAUUUUUCUUUUUAUUCAUAAAAAGUUCCUCAAAUUCCAGUCCCAACUCUUUUUAUCCAUUUCCAGUCUUUCGAAUCUGUUUGUUCUUCUUAUUAAAUUAUUAUUAUUUUGAUUAAUUUUUCAAAACCAAUGGAAUUGAAUGUCUUGAUUUACUCGACUAAAAAAACUUGAAGCAAAAAUUCUGUGAAUCGAUUUUAGAUCAUUUUUUUAUAGAAUUUUUUUUCGGCGUUAUACCAAAAAAUGUAUAAAACAUUUCAAGUUUUCAACUUUUUACACCGUAUAGCCUGUUCUUUUUUGAAUGAAAAACGCUCUGUAUAUGGCUCGCUCUCUGAUUGGUUUAUCGCGCCAUUAGGGGCGGAGCUUGAACGUCCUCUCGGCAGGAAUUAUGCUCCGGGCAGACCCUAUCUGGGAUGUGGCCUUUAAAUUUUCGGUGCUUUUUCUCGCACAUUCAGGGGCACAACCGAGCGCGGAGUCAGUUUAUUGCGAAAUGACCUCGAGAGUGGAGUUUUUAAAAUUCCGAGUCAAUUCAGUGCAAUUUCAGGGGCGAAAGCGAGCGAAAAAAGCGAAUCUAAAAUCUGUAAUUUUCUCAAAUUCAAUUCUAAAGUUUUAUUUAGUAGAUCUUUUAAAGUUAAAUAGAAACUCCUGCUAUCGUAAUAGCUUACUUCUCGCACCUUAUUUGCGCUUAAUGGGAAUAGGUUAAGGCCCGUUGAUAAUAUUCUUUUUUUCCCAUGAUGGGAAAAAGAGAGCAAUUCUGGGGGUUGCACGGGGCCGAGGUAUCUGCCGAGCUCUUGAAAUUCUAAAUCUGAACAAACCAUAAUCAAAAAAUCAUAUAUUUUUUUUCAGUUUUGUGAUCGGCGAAAAUAGCGAGUUGGCGAAAACUCUCCGAGAUUUGCACGCGACUUCGAUGGCAAUGUUUUACGCUGGCUUAAAUUCAACUGUUCAAAAAUUGUUGCUGAAAGUGAGUUCACGAAAAAAAUUUUGAAACUUCUAAUCGCGAAGAACGAGCAUUGUUCUGUUGUCCGAAGAAGUCUAUACCAAAGACUUGAAAAAGUAUAGUCCUCUUUUUUCCAGACUUCCUUGCCGGACUAUGAUCUCCUGCCGGUUCCAGCCGUUUUCCAGUGUCUGAUGCUUCUAAAAGAUGUCAUGGAAACUAUAAACGGGUGUAUGGGAACGUUCAAUGAGACCAAGGAAGACUUAAAGAAAAUUUUCGAACUUAUCCUGGAUCCUUUAACCCGGCAGGUACAGGUCACUGCGACGCAGCUUCAUUCUCCGCUAGGUGAGGUUGAAAGAAUAAGAAAAUCAUCGAGAAUAGUUAGGUUUUUGAAUGUCGAAGUCAUAAGCCAUUCCUAACAAGAAAAAAAUAGAUUUUUUUCGUCCUGAAGCCCAGAAAAAAAUUAUAAUUUUUGAAAGCUUUUUGAAAAAUUUCAAACCUUAUAUCGAUAUAUUGACUUUCUAACUCUUCAGAAAGGAUAAUCACUGAACAAAAAAACAAAGAUUCAGGAGUUUUAUGUAGUUUGCUCAGAAAAAAAGAAAUUAUUUUUUUGAGAGAAUUUUGAAAAAAAGAGAAAAAAACUUUUUUUACCAAUGCUUCUAAAUACAGGGGCGAAGAUAAACUUUUGACAUUUCUUUUCGACAUAUUUCCCUAGAAAAUCAGCGAGUUUUGGGCCUACGAGCCCUAGAGUGAGCCCUUGAUUUUCCGAAUCCACCAUGAUUUAUUUAGCCUGAAGUUCAUGGUCUUGUGAGCCCGAGAUCGUUGUUAUUUUACAAAAAUCGCCUCGGCUACUGGAAUUUUAAAAAUAUUUGGUUUUUUUUUUGGAUGGAGCUCUUCUGUUUGCGAAAGAUCACUAUGGGCUCAGAAGAUCAGAUCUAAAAAGAUUAAGGGUUCACUUUAGGGCACUAGAAAUCGGAAGAUCAGGACUCACUUCAGGGCUCAAGAGAUCAAGGGGCCACUUAAGAGCUUGAAAAAUAGGGAUAUUAGGGCUCAAAAUUUUAAGCGGUCACUUUAGGGAUCGAAAAAUAGUUUACAAUUUCGGGCUUGCAAAACAGUGUACACUUUAGGGGUCGAAAAGUCGUUUAUACAUGGCUCAAAAGAGCAAGGGGUCACUUUAGGGCUAGAAAAAUAGGGAUAAUAGGGUUCAAAAGAUCAAGGUGUCACUUUAGAGCUCGAAAAGUAAUGGACCCAAGUUUUGUCGAAUUUCAGGUAGAUAAUCAGAAUAAAAAAAUAAGAAUGAAAGGGAAAAAAAUUCUAUGAAAAAAAUGUUAAAGCUUCUACUUUCACUCCCCCCCAUACUUAUAAAAAUUUCAGACGUCGCUGUCUAUACUCUGAACUGUCUUUCGGCGAUGAAGCUUACGGUCGCGGCGUGUGAAUAUUCCGAAAAACGGCUUGAAAUCAUCGACGCCAUGGUUUUCCAUCAUUCAAAAUGCAGCAAGGAGCAGAUCUUUUAGAUUGAUGGCAAUGAAGAUUUGCUGGUUUCUGAAGAAGUCUCCGAGAUUCUGAAGCAAACCAAACUCGUUUCUAUUUAUCAGAAGGUCGCGGCUCAUCGAAACGAGCAGGUUAGAAAAUUGGCUUGCAAGAAAAUGAGUUUUGUUCUUAAGAAUGCCGAAGUGGUCCCUAGAGAAGUGAAGGGAAAAAGUUCCUUUAGAGAAAAAAAAUAGUGCUCCCUUGAGAGGUGAAACUUAGUAGGUCCCUACAGGAGUUAGAAAAAUUGAGAAUGCCAGAACUUCAUAGAGUAUUAGCGGAAUUAUCUCAAAAUUUCCAACUUCAAUCCCUAAAAAGGGUUUUUUCAAGUCUUGUUCAAUUGAUUUCAACUAGGCUCUGAUUUGGCAGAGAGAAAUUAACUCACUAAUUUUUGCUUCUAGAAGAACCUUUAUUUUACGACUUUGAAGUUGACCUUCUUCCUUCCUUUUUGGUCGAAAAGGGCCACUCCAAACUUGGGUUGUUAAAUUUUUAAAGACUAUUUUCGCUAACUUUUCCUACUUCAAAGUGAGAAAGAACUAUCCAAUCAAAAAAAAAGUCAAGUCUUUUAAACCCCAUACUACCUUACAGGAUAUUGAAAAAAUACCCAAAUUGAGAAUUUGAUCAAACUUCGCUGAGAUGUUCUCUAGAGCGUUUUGAAUUUGACUAAAAGGCAGAAAUAUUUUUUCGGUUGGUUUCAGAGUGUAAUAAUAGUGCUUUUCAGCUCCAGCGAAUCCUCAAAACGAUUUCAGAUUGAAACUGAGAUUUAAUAUCAUGAUUUUAGGCCCAAUAAAAACAACCGGAAACAGUUUAUAUACAAAAUCACUUCAGGGCCUUCUCUACUUUAAUAUUUUGGAAAAUUGAGUAGUAUCAGACAAACUUUGAUAACUAUAAAGUGACUGGAAAACUGGAAAUUUUUUUUUGCUAGUAGUAAGGGUUUUAUAAAGUAGUUAUAAUAAGUAAGCUAAAUUUUGGCCAAGUCUCGUAAUCUUUAAAGUUUGAUCAUUUCUCAGAAUAGAUAAAUGAAAAUCUCAUGAGAUCACUUCAGGGUCCCCUCUUUCCCUUGCUGGUAUGGACAAACCGACGGUAUCCUGGUCUCUAGAGAAAUUUUCUGGAUUUUUGCACAAUCCCACGGAAUUCAGACUCCCUCAUUUCUCAAAAAUCAACUGCUUCAGUAUCAGGUUUUCCAAAAGCGCAAUAAAUUCCAAUAAAAACAUUUUUUAGAAAAUCGAUUCGAAAGAAAAGUAUCGAAGAGCUUUUGA
Messenger RNA from Caenorhabditis auriculariae, 8088 nucleotides. The record is from the annotation of a GenBank genome assembly. NCBI's taxonomy places the organism in Eukaryota, Metazoa, Nematoda, Chromadorea, Rhabditida, Rhabditidae.